AUGGAUCUGCCGGUGUUGCCCUUCAAAACAGUAAGGCAAUCUUCUGAUUCCAAUAUGAAUAAAAUUUCAGCUAGACCCCGGAGCCAUUGCUCUUCACGUCUCGUGCAUUGCAUAUGCGAGAUAUACCGCGAUUACAACUUGUAAAAGUACUGUAACAUACAGUGAAGAUCCAUUACUAAACAUCAGCGCAACUGCAGCCGCAGAGAUGAUCCGACAAGGAAGGGUAAGAGAGGAGUUGACAUUACAAAUAAUAAAGACAAUUUCAGCUGAAGAGUGCAACCCUAGUUGAGGCAUAUUUGAACAGAAUCAAAGAAGUAAAUCCAAUGAUUAACGCGGUUACCGAACUAUUCGAGGAAGAGGCUUUGCAAAUGGCGAAAGAAGUCGAUGAAUUUAUUGAGAAUUCUGAUGAGGAGGACGUCAAAAUGGUAAGGAUAUUACUGUAGAUUACAUUGGCAAAAGAUAACAUUUAAAGUGAUGACUCAUCAUUACUUUUGUUUUCAGAUGCGACAAGAGAAACCUCUCCUCGGAAUCCCCGUCUCUAUAAAGCAUGUGUUUGAUCUAAAAGGGCGUCGGAAUGUCUGUGGACUUCACCAUCUUCGCGAGGCCUCAUUGGCCCAAGCUAAUGCGACCGCGGUUAAUCGGUAAGUCCAAAAAUUACAGUAAAAGUAACUUAUCAGCGUCACCGAACAAGAACAACGAUCACAAAGAAAAACAAGACGCUUGUUCAUAUUUUACCCUCAAAUUUCAGAGUUCUCAAGGCUGGCGCCAUUCCUAUUUGUUAUACGAACGUUUCUCCCGGCUGUAUGAGUUUCGAAACGGAUAACGUUGUAUUCGGCCGAACCCCCAGUCCGCAUGACUCAAGGACCAUAAGUGGGGGAUCUUCUGGAGGCGAGGCCUCACUGAUCUGCUCUCAGGGAUCUCUAAUUGGAGUUGGGACGGAUCUGGGAGGAUCCAUCAGACUCCCCUCAAUUUUAUGUGGAAUCUACGGCCUGAAACCAAGAGAAAGUUGUUCACUAAAUGGAGUAUUGCCGAAAGUUGAUCUCGGCGACGACAGCCAUGGAAUGUAUGUGACUGGGCCCAUGGUACGAUACGCCGAGGACCUUAUGCUUCUUCAGAGUGUAAGAUUAUUUAAUCAUCGUGCAAUUACUGACCCAUUCAUUUCGCAAAUUACUUUUUCAGGUCCUAGCUCCAACCUCAAUCCCCCUACCGAUCUCAAAACCCCGGCCUGCAAGACUCUUUAUCUCCAAGCCAGAAGUCGCUCCAUUAAUUACUCUUAGCAAGACAGUCAAAGUGAUCACAGACGACGUCGCCAACUACCUCUCCAAGUCCUAUUCUCUGCCCAUUGAACGGUUUGAUCUCAUAAAAACACUGCAAGAAUACUUUAUAAUCUUCAAGGAACUCUUGACCGAGAAUUUUGAUGUUGCGCAACAUCUCGCACCGGUGAGUUAUUGUCAUCAAAAAUGUAUUCAAAUUUCAGAACGAAAAUGUGAAUGUGGCCACAGAAUUUAUAAAACUGAUGUCAGGCUCGUCUUGCCAAUCAUUUGGACUUUUGAUGAGCUUCUACGCGGCUGGAAGACCAUCGCCUCAGGGGACUUUGGAGGAAUCGAAGCGGCAAAUUCAAAUUUUGAGGAGUAGAAUACAUCAGCAGUUGGAGGGUAAGCCAUCCUACGCCGUUUAUUACGAGCUAUUAGAGCUUAUCCUUUGUCAAUUAGCAUAAAUUUACCCUACAAGUCAAACGUAGAUCAAGUCGAUCAUCAUGUAUAAUGUAAUGAUUUUUUUUAGAUGGUGCGGUUCUGGUCUUCCCCGGCCUACCCGAAACAAACUACUACCACUAUUCUUUCGGUGCCCUCCCUUGUUUCUACACCAGUUUGUUCAAUAUCCUUGCAGUCCCUGUUUUGGCGGUGCCCUGCGGCAAAGACAAGAAUGGAUAUCCAAUGUCCGUCCAACUGGUUGGCGGAAUCGGAUCAGAGAAUCUGCUAUGCUCAGUUGCGCAACAAAUGGAAGACAGAUUUGGAGGAUGGGUCAAACCGGGAGUGUAA
Molecule: messenger RNA, 2039 nt
Organism: Bursaphelenchus xylophilus (pine wood nematode)
Lineage: Eukaryota; Metazoa; Nematoda; Chromadorea; Rhabditida; Aphelenchoididae
Source: the annotation of a GenBank genome assembly